AUGUUUGCGUUCAACGUUAUUCUGUUCGCUAGCCUUCUUACUCUCGCCAACUCUCAAAGCACAUGCAGCGAACUUGGUCAAUGGUGUGACGGAACUCUGUUCCACCGUUGCUGCGGUCAAUUGCAGUGUGAGUUGUCUUCAAUUUUCAACGGAAAAUGUGCUGAAUGCCUGGGCUCUGGUCAGAUGUGCUCACGCGACGAACAGUGCUGUUCAAAAAAUUGUCGUUGGUACAGGAUAUGCGAUUGA
Molecule: messenger RNA, 246 nt
Organism: Rodentolepis nana
Lineage: Eukaryota; Metazoa; Platyhelminthes; Cestoda; Cyclophyllidea; Hymenolepididae
Source: the annotation of a GenBank genome assembly